Messenger RNA from Alligator sinensis (Chinese alligator), 828 nucleotides. RefSeq names its product lysosomal associated membrane protein family member 5 (gene LAMP5). Lineage: Eukaryota; Metazoa; Chordata; Crocodylia; Alligatoridae. The transcript has 6 exons. Gene Ontology annotation, cellular component: membrane. The record is from RefSeq and is a predicted model, not a curated record. Bases 1 to 828 code for a protein of 275 amino acids.
AUGCAGGGGAGGCACCGAGCCGCCGUCCCGGGACUGCUCUUGCUUCUGCAGGCAGCCGCCCGGGUCGUGGCGGAGCAAGAGGUGGAAAACCUCUCGGGCCUCUCCCCCAACCCCGAGAAGGACAUCUUCGCCGUGAAGGAGAACGGCAAGGCGUGCCUCGUGGCAGAGUUCGCCGCCAAAUUCCUCGUCCCCUACUACGUGAGGGACGCCAACUACGUGGAUGUGAUAACUGAACAAGCUGAUAUCCCACUUUCCCGGGGAGCAGAAAUAAAAGGCAAAUGUGGCACCAAUGAGUCAGAACUGGAGCUCUCUUGGCUGGAAAAAGCCUACACCCUCCGGCUUUCCUUCAUAAAGGAGGGACACAACACUAGCAGAGGGCAGGAGGUUCUGUGGAAAAUGAACAAGGUCCAGUUCGUGUAUGACACCAGUGAGAAAACCUACUUCAAAGAAGCCGUCACUCCUGGGAAGCACACAGCCAACUCGCACCAACUUUCUGCCUUAGUCACCCCAGCAGGGAAGUCCUACGUAUGCCAGGCUCAGCAGACCAUCCACCUAUACUUGAGCGAUCACCAGAAAUCUAUAGACUUCUUGCUGUCAGAGGUCCAAAUUCAGCCUUUUGACAUCACUAAUGAUUUUGCCUUCAGUGAAGCACAUAAAUGUCCAGUGGACCAGAGGGAGCAGUUGGAAGAAACCCUGCCUCUGAUUUUGGGUCUGAUAUUGGGGUUGAUUAUUGUGAUAACUCUUUGUGUGUACCAUAUCCAUCACAAGCUGACAGCCAAUCAAGUACAACUUCCUCGAGACAGAUCUCAGUACAAACACAUGGGAUAG